UGAGGCGCUGCGGAGACGCGUAGAGGAGCGCGCCCCCCGGCCGCUGCCGCCCCUGGCCCGUGCCGUCACCCCGCUUCUCCGCGCCUCGGACGGUACCCAGCCAGCUCCUGGCGCCGCGCUGCUGCGCGGACCUGCCCUCCCGACACCUCCCGGGACCGGGGACCCCCCCCCAGGCCGCUCGCCCGCUGCCCGCCGGCCGGGCCUAGGGCGGGAGGCAGCGGCGGCUCGGCGCGAUCCGGCUGCGCUCUGCGGCGUCCCCAUGGCAGCGGCCGGCUGGCGGGACGGCUCCGGCCAGGAGAAGUACCUGCUCGUGGUGGUCGGCGGGGGCGGCGUGGGCAAGUCGGCGCUCAUCAUCCAGUUCAACCAGUCCUAUUUUGUAAAGGAUUAUGAUCCAACCAUUGAAGACUCUUACACAAAGCAGUGUGUGAUAGAUGACAGAGCAGCACGGCUAGAUAUUUUGGAUACAGCAGGACAAGAAGAGUUUGGAGCCAUGAGAGAACAAUGUAUGAGGACUGGCGAGGGCUUCCUGUUGGUCUUUUCAGUCACAAAUAGAGGCAGUUUUGAAGAAAUCUAUAAGUUUCAAAGACAGAUUCUCAGAGUAAAGGGUCGUGAUGAGUUUCCAAUGAUUUUAAUUGGCAAUAAAGCAGAUCUGGAUCAUCAAAGACAGGUAACACAGGAAGAAGGACAGCAGUUAGCGCGGCAACUUAAGGUAACAUAUAUGGAGGCAUCAGCAAAGAUUGGGAUGAAUGUAGAUCAAGCUUUCCAUGAACUUGUCCGGCUUAUCAGGAAAUUUCAAGAGCAGGAAUGUCUUCCUUCAUCAGAAAAAGGCAAGAAAGGCUGCCAUUGUGUCAUUUUCUAGAAUCCUUUCCAUCUUAGCUACCGACUGCCAGGAAAAGCCCUCAUCUUCUCCUCCUCUCCUCAGUUUACAUCUUGUUUGGUGCCUUUCUAGCCUUAGACAAAUGAUCACCAUGUUAGCCUUAGACCAAGAAGCUGGCUAGUCCUUUCAGUGAAGCUAAUACAAUGGUCACUGCCAGACAAAUUUAAAGGAAACACUAAGGCUGCUUCAAAGACUAUCUGACUCCUUUAAAAUAUGUGUCUAUAUACACAGACACGCUCUUUUUUUAAGUGCUUCCAUGUUAAUAGAGAUGAAUCAGUUUUGGAAUCUAAGCUGUUUGCCAAGCUGAAGCCACAGGUUGUGAAAUAAUUUUUAACUUUUGGAAUCAUACUGCCUACUGUUACUCUAAAUAGAAAUAUAGGGAUUUUUUUUAAAUGUGAAUUUUUGCUUAUCUUUGAAAAUCUCAAUGUCAGCCUUUGUUAACCUUAAAUACACUGAAUUGAAUCUACAAAAGUGAAACAUCUCAGAUCUUGACUGAUAUUGCAACUUUUGUUUUCUGGUGGCCCAAAUACCAAAAUGCCUAUUGACUUUAUGGAUUAAAAACUGUUUAUAAAAGCCUGUGUUAUUGCUCCUGCUCCUGAGGAUGAUAAUAUUCUACAUGGUCAAAUAUUUGGACUCAUUCGGGACUUAAGACAUUUCAGUGUACUUGAUUUUUUUUUUUUUCCACUUCAGAAGUCCUUUAUUGGGCCGGCAGGGCCAGGAGCUGCCCUCCAAGUGGGGUCCCAGUCUGGAGCCUUCAGGUUGGUGGCAGACCUGGUGGUUCUGGCCGGGGCAGGCGGCCUCUGCUGACUUGCUACGUGGUGCGUGCCUUCACCUACUCCCAGCCCUCCUUGGAGUACUCGCGGGCUGUGGAAGGAGUCACUGACAGAGCUGACAUCACCAUGAUGAUGCCUGCAUUCCAGGAGUCAUGGAUGGUAAAGUGAAUCUUUGGAGGGGCUGGGAGCUGGGGUAUCUGCAGGCCUGUCUGCUGACGAGGUACCAGCUGAACUGGUACAUGGCGGGAGGGACCACCUCCCCAGCCUUUUGUAGGGCUGCCCGGCUCUUGUCACUGGGCCCCAGCAGCUCCUGGUAGAUGGUGCCUCCAGCCACACUUCCCUUGAUGAGGAACCUCAUCAGCGGCCACACCCGGGCCACCAUGGUCGCUCGGAUCCAAGGGCAAAGACACUCGACUCGCCUGCUGCUUCUGGCCCUUGAUUUUUUAAAACUCUUUUUUUCACAGCCAUGCUAAGGGUAAAAAUGAAUAAUUUCUGUCUUCCUUUUCAAGUAUUUCUGAAUAAGGGAUUCAAAAAACUAAAACUGUUUUUGUUUGAUGUAAUAUAAAAUAUGAAAUUGAGCUUUCUCGGUCAGAGAUGAUUAAUGUUUUUGCUAUAUACUUUUAUACUUUUUUUAUCAAAUUAGUUAAUUAUUUUUAUAUGUUUGUAAGCAGAUAUGCUUUCACAGCAUACCUUGUGUAUAUAUAAAGAUAAACAUUUAAUUCUCACUGUUCACCUUUAACUGACAAAGAAAGACAAGUGAAAACUACAGAAGCUGUGGUAGAACUUUUACUUGCUGGUCUGGUCUUGGUUGUACCCAUCUUUGGCCAGUCACGUGUCUACUCAAGAAACCUUCCCAAUAGAGUACAAUAGGAUGAGACUCUAAAAUCGCUUUCAAAAACCAAAACUGUUUUUUUUUUUAUGUAAUAUAAACAUGGAAUUGAGCUUUCUGGGGUCAGAGAUGAUUCAUGUUUUUGCUAUAUACUUUUUUUUAUCAAACUAGUUAACAAGUAUUUUUAUAUGUUUGUAAGCAGAUAAGCUUUCACAGCAUACCUUGUGUAUUUGCAAAGAUAAGCAUUUAAUUCUAGCUGUUGACUUGUAUCUGACAAAGGAAAACAAGUAGAAACUACAGAAACUGUGGUAGAACUUUUACUUGCUGGUCUGGUCUUUGCUGUACCCAUUUUUGGCCAGUCACGUGUCACCUUCCCAAUAGAGUACAACAGGAUGAGACUCUGAAAUCGCUUUCAAUAUUCCCUGCUAGAUAUUGAUUGUUAUAUAAAGUUUUAAGUGUAAGCUUUUAAUGGAGAAUUAAAUCUGAUUUUGUUUUUAA
This is a messenger RNA of Cebus imitator (Panamanian white-faced capuchin), 2977 nucleotides long. Its product is annotated as ras-related protein R-Ras2-like. The transcript has a single exon. NCBI's taxonomy places the organism in Eukaryota, Metazoa, Chordata, Mammalia, Primates, Cebidae. The coding region runs from base 260 to 859 and encodes 199 amino acids. The record is from RefSeq and is a predicted model, not a curated record. Gene Ontology annotation, cellular component: plasma membrane. Gene Ontology annotation, molecular function: GDP binding; GTPase activity; GTP binding. Gene Ontology annotation, biological process: signal transduction.